CGGCACGCGCAUGCGCAUGUGGGCACAGCGGCUGCUGCGGGAUCUGGGGCUGCUGGGGCCACAGGCGCCAUGUCGGGCCGCUCAGUGCGGGCAGAGACCCGCAGCCGCGCCAAGGAUGACAUCAAAAAAGUCAUGGCGGCGAUCGAGCGCGUUCGCAAAUGGUUCUUUUUUUUUUUCUGUCUGGUUUCCCCAGAUGAGAACAGCAAUCAGAGCUCCCUUUCAGACACCUAUCAGCUAAAGGCAGACAGUAGUGCUGCUUCCAGUCCCAGUCCACAGCAAAGUGAAUCCAUGAGCCCUAGCCACACUUCUGACUUCCGCACUGACGAUUCACAGCCACCCACGCUGGGACAGGAGCCCUUGGAAGAACCUGCUCUCCCUCCAUCAGAAGUAGCUGAUGAGCCUCCAACCCUUACAAAAGAAGAGCCAGUAAAACUCAAGGCUCAGGUGAACGGAGGGGAGGAAGAUUCUGGUGCACCUCCACUUAAGAGAUUUUGUGCAGAUCAGAACUCCAUAUGUCAUGCAGCCUCUGAGAGCUAGUCAGUCUGCUUCAUCCUGUGAUGCAGUUGUUUUCAAAACUCCACCUGCCCCUCCCUCUGAAAAUACCACUGUUUGAAAGUUGGUAUUCUCCACCUCCGUGUUUCUCUCCUGUGCAGUGUCCUCCAAGAAUCAACCUGCUCUUUCCAUAACCUCUCCAGAUGAAAUGUUGCUAAUCCUGUGUUAAGAUUUGUCCCUUUUGUGCAAUCUCCUCUCAGCCACAUCCUCUUGACUUGCACGCUUAAGGAAUGAGGUGGUUACAACCUCUCUUGUAUACUUUUUAUUUAUCCUCUUUGUGAGCUUUGGGGACUGCAGCUAAGAAGGUUCCUGUAAGAAAGAGGAGUUAUCUGCACUUAACAGGUAGCUCACAAAUUCUUUCCUGUCCUUUCUCCUCCAGACAGUGAAAGAUUCUCUCUGGAAGUGAGUCAGGACCUGGUGGAAGUCUGCCUGGGAUGUUGUGCAAUAGUUGUGGGGUUAAGCCAUUAGUGCUGGAGGGAGCAAAAACUUUCCCCUCCAGGGAAGGAUAAUGGUGCUGCAGCUAAGAAGGUGUUCUAGGAAGUGAAGGCUGGGCUGCAUCUAGGUGGCUAAAGGGCUCUCCUUUGCAGUCUGGCAAAUGGGCCUCGGAGUGAAGAAUAUCUUCCCAGGUACCAAAGGGGUAUUGUCUCUGAGCAGCCCUUCUCAGGGGUGGAAUAGCCACCUAGCACAGCUAGCACCAAUCCCCUGACCCUCUCUAGUCUCUGCAGAUCUGUCCUCCCCAUCACAAUCUGCAUGUGGAACUGACUUCAUGAUCAGGGCCCUGCUGCCAUGAAAAGUGCUGGCCACGCAGGGAAGAAAAGAGAUAUUUUAGCACUGAAGAGAAUAUUUUUAAAAUUAAACUAUUUGAAAUAGUA
Notechis scutatus (mainland tiger snake) is the source of this 1424-nucleotide messenger RNA. Lineage: Eukaryota; Metazoa; Chordata; Lepidosauria; Squamata; Elapidae. The record is from RefSeq and is a predicted model, not a curated record.